Molecule: messenger RNA, 847 nt
Organism: Cicer arietinum (chickpea)
Lineage: Eukaryota; Viridiplantae; Streptophyta; Magnoliopsida; Fabales; Fabaceae
Source: RefSeq, a predicted model, not a curated record
CAACCCAACCAUCAAGUAGUAUAUAUACACAAUAAUAAAACGCAGUUUCACGCACUUCAUCAUCACGUUAAGUAAUUUUCAUUUCUCACCAUCCAAACACCCCCUUCCUUCACGGGCCAUGUCCACCGAUCUCCACAUCCACCACCAACUACCUAAGCUCCGAAUCUCAUCCGCCGAUCAAAUUCCCGACCACGUCCACGCCAUGUCGUCAACCGUAAUCGCACCACCUGAAAUCAAAAUCAAAAGCGAAAUUCAAAUUCAAAUUGAAAUUGAAAAAGAAGACGAAAACGAAAGCCAAAGCGAAAGCGAAGCUGUUGUCGGUGCUGUCGUCGCCGAUGGAGAAAACGAAGAGAGUUACCGGACUCCGACUUCAAAGGAAAGCAAGAUACCGGAGAUCAUGACGUGUCCACCGGCGCCGAAAAAACCGAAGCCGUUCGUUUCGUGCAAAAGGAAGCUUAUGGAUGAAUUUCAAUUCUUCGAGGUAUCAAAUAAUGAAGACAUGGAUGCGUUUUUCAGAUCCACUUUUCCAAAGAGGACUUGUCCUUGUACAUGAAAAUUUCAACCUCUCUCAAAUUUCUUCGAUUCACUACCUUAGUGCUCGUUGAUUAAAAUUAAACUACGUAAAUUAAUUAAUUACACGAUUUUUGUUUUACUUUUAUCCAAUUCCCUCUUCUUUCAUCUCAAUUUCUUUCUUCUUUUUUUGUUUUUUCAUAUGUUAAUUAUUAUAAGAUAUGUGAAAUAUUGGAUCUGAAUCGUAUAUGUGAAUUAAUGGAAUCGAUAUCAACAUAGUGUCGAAUUCUCUCCAUAUACUCAAUUUUCGUUUAUUUAUUUAAUUAUUAAUUAUUAA